This is a messenger RNA of Sphaerodactylus townsendi, 3323 nucleotides long. RefSeq names its product NLR family CARD domain containing 3 (gene NLRC3). Gene Ontology annotation, biological process: negative regulation of canonical NF-kappaB signal transduction. The transcript has 16 exons. Gene Ontology annotation, molecular function: protein binding. Bases 10 to 3018 code for a protein of 1002 amino acids. NCBI's taxonomy places the organism in Eukaryota, Metazoa, Chordata, Lepidosauria, Squamata, Sphaerodactylidae. Gene Ontology annotation, cellular component: cytosol. The record is from RefSeq and is a predicted model, not a curated record.
GCAGAGCCAAUGGUGCCAAAGUACAUGGAGACUCUUCAAACCUGGUGCAGCACUAAUCUGGAUCUUGGUCCCUCGGAGAGACUGGCCAACCUUCUACUGGUGGAAGGCCUGACAGAUCUCCAGCAAAGGCAACAUGAUUUUGUCCAGAUCGAAGUCACCCAUGAGGCCAGGCACAUCUUCAAGAAGAUCCCACUGGAGAAACUCUUCCUGCCUUUGUCCAAAUUCAGCAUCCCUCCACGCAUCUUGGUGACCGCUGGAGUUGCUGGCAUCGGCAAGAGUACCCUGGUCAAGCUGUUCGUCCACACUUGGGCCAAGGGAGAGAUAGGUAAGGACUUUGAAUUCGUGCUUCCUCUGACCUUCCGAGAACUGAACACUUACGACAGGCUUUCGGCAGAGAGGCUGAUCCGGCUGGCCUCCCCCUACAUAACUGAAUCGAGCUUUCUCUCAGUGGCGGCUUCCAGGACCCUCCUUAUUCUGGAUGGUUUGGAUGAAUUCAAGACACCGCUGGAUUUUUCAGACACCAUCAUUUGUACGGACCUCCUAAAGGAGAUCCAAGUGGACUGCUUGAUCACCAACAUCAUCAGAGGCCACCUCCUGCGAGGCGUUUGCGUGUGGAUCACCUCUCGGCCUACCGCAGCCAGCCAGAUCCCAGGCGGACUGGUGGACCGGAUGACCGAAAUCCAAGGGUUUGGAGAUGCAGAGAUCCAAGACUUCCUGGAUCGCCUGUUUGUUGACAACCGCAGCCUAUCUGACAGCGUGAGGGAUCAUCUCAAGACCAACAAAUCCUUGUACACCCUCUGUGCCGUGCCGUCUUUUUGCUGCGUUUGCGGCACUUCCGUGGGCUACGUUCUAAAGGGCACCGACCGCUCUCCGGAUGCAUUGGCGCUUCCUAAGACACUGUCCGAAAUAUAUUCCCAUUACUUCAAAAUGGUAUUGUGCGGCGAUGGGCAAGACAAGCAGAAGGAGACCCCCAGGAUAGAACAGGCGGUGAACAAUAACAGUAAGAAAACAAUGAACUGCCUGGGGAGGCUGGCGUUCUACAGUCUGAUCAAGAGGAAGCAUGUCUUCUACGAACAGGACAUGAAAACGUAUGGGGUGGACCUCUCCUCUCUCCACAUCAGCUUGUGCAACAGGCUGCUCCUUAAGGAAGAGACGCCCUUGUCCUCCAUGUAUUAUUUCCCCCAUUUGACGUUCCAGGAAUUCCUGGCGGCCACCUAUUACUAUGCCUCAGCCAAACGGGCCCUGUUUGACCUCUUCGUCGAGAGCGGCAUGUCUUGGCCCAAACUGGGCUUCCUCAACCACUUCAAGAACGCCGUCCACAGGUCCCUGCAGUCUGAGGACGGGCACUUGGACAUCUUUGUGCGGUUCCUCGCCGGCCUCCUCUCCCCGCAAGUGAACAAAGUGCUGUCUGAUUGGCUACUGGUGAAGGACGAGCAUCAGGGCUACCAGAGCCAGGUGGCUGGCGUGCUUCAGGGCCUCCUGGCUGUGGAUCAAGCUGUCUCCUGCAGGACCGUGAACCUUGUGCGGUGCUUGCAUGAGAUCCAAAAGGUGGAAAUGGCCGGCCACCUAGAGGAAGCUUUGAAAAACGAGAGCCUGGCUGGGAAGUUAACACCCGCCAACUGCUCCGUCUUGGCUUAUCUCCUGCAGACUUCUGAGGCCUGCAGCGAAGAGGCCAAUCUGUCCAGCUGCCUCAAUUAUCAAACCUUCCAAAGCCUUCUGUCUCAGCUCCUUUACUGCAGUAAUCUCAGGUUGGACAACAACCAGUUUAAAGACGGCGCCAUGGAUCUGCUUGCCAGCGUUCUGAGCGGAAAAGACUGCCAGAUUCAGAAGAUCAGCUUGGCAGAAAACCAGAUUGGCAACAAAGGCACCAAAGCGCUGGCAAGAUCAUUGAUGGUCAACAGGAGUCUCCUGGCACUGGAUCUUCGGAGCAAUUCCAUUGGCCCCCAAGGAGCAAAGGCACUUGCUGAUUCAUUGAAAAUCAAUCAAUGUUUGCUUUCUCUAAACCUCCAGAACAAUGCAAUCAAGGAAGACGGCACAAAAUCUCUGGCUGAGGCCCUCGUCAACAACCAUACGCUGAUGACUUUGCACCUCCAGAAGACCUGUGUUGGGCCCCAAGGUUCAAAGAGACUUUCAGAGGCGCUGAAGAAGAACUGGGGCCUCAAGGAGUUAAUAGUCUCCAGUAACUGCAUUGGAGAUGUGGGUGCGGCAGCCCUGGCAGAAGGACUGACAGGGAAUCACACCCUUUUAACUCUGGAUCUCCAGAGCAACUCGAUCAGUGACGUGGGGGUGACUGCGCUCACACGUGCCCUUUGCUCCAACCGAGGGCUCAUCAGUCUCACCCUCCGGGAAAACUCCAUCAGCAAGGAGGGAGCGAGCGAGAUCGCCCGGGCGCUGCGAGCAAACCGAACGCUGAGAAAUUUGGACUUGGCUGCCAACCUUCUGCAUGACGAAGGCGCCCAGGCCAUAGCGCUGGCGCUGAAGGAGAACCAGGCACUCGCUUCCCUGCACUUGCAGUGGAACUUCCUUCAAUCCCAAGCUGCCAAGGCCCUCGGUCAAGCCCUGAAAUACAACCAGAGCCUCACCACCCUGGACUUGCAGGAGAACGCCAUUGGAGACGAGGGUCUGGCAGCCCUGGCCUCUGCCCUGAAGGUGAACUCCACUCUCACUGCCCUCUAUCUCCAGGUGGCCAUGGUUGGCAACAGCGGGGCCAAGGCCCUAGCCGGGGCCUUGGCGACGAACCAGAGCCUCGCCACCUUAGACUUGAGAGGAAACGCCAUCGGGGUGGAAGGAGCCAAGGCAAUGGCCAGUGCCUUGAAACUGAACCGAGCCCUCCGCAGGCUGAACCUCCAGGAGAAUUCCCUCGGCUUGGACGGCGGCAUCUGCAUCGCCACUGCUCUGUCAGUCAGCCACGCCCUCACCUACAUCAACUUACAGGGCAACAACAUUGGCGAGUCAGGAGCCAAGGUGAUAGCCGACACCAUUCGCGCCAACGCACCCGACUGCAUAGUGGAGAUCUAAGAAGGAUGCUGCUGGAGGGCAGCCCGGGGCCCAUUCAGUCCACACUGGCGGGGAGCUGGCCAAAGGAAAGACCCCAAACCCAGGACCGUACAUCCUGGGAAUUGAGCCUGGACUAGACACAGCUUGGGCUGUUCUCACUUGCAUUUGGAGGUUCGCUGCUGCUGACAGAGGAGCUAGCCUGGUUCAGAGAGGGUCGGCGGAUCUUGACAAGCAGCCCAAAUGGUAUUGUUUGGGGCUCCCCCCUUGGCUGACGGCUCAGGUCCAGCUACGAACAGAUGCACCCACAAGAACACCAGAUGGAGGAG